Messenger RNA from Penicillium brasilianum, 742 nucleotides. The record is from the annotation of a GenBank genome assembly. NCBI's taxonomy places the organism in Eukaryota, Fungi, Ascomycota, Eurotiomycetes, Eurotiales, Aspergillaceae.
GACUCAUCGUGCUCGGUAUUCACGGCCUGCCGACCCUCGACUGCUACCGGGUCUCGCAGAUUGCAAGCUACCUUCGUACCAUUAUCCCUCAUACCAGCAGUGUUUUUGAGAUACGAGACUGGUUUGGAUUUUCCCAUUCAUUAAAGCUUCUCACAAACGAUUGAAACGGAGCUAUCAUUCUGAAGCUUUGACACCAUGGCCAUUUGGAAUUUUUUGAAAGCGAUACUACACAAAGAUGAGGACAAGUUAUACGUCGAAUUCUCUCUCGGUGGAUCUCGUUAUAUUUGGCCCUGGGAUCAGUUCAAGGAGAUGGAGAAGGCGACCUCUGCUGUGGUAAAAUCCAAGUGGAACUAUGGGAAGCUGCAAAGUCUUGCCGAGUCGUUACAGAAAGGACAGAUCGAAACAUCAAAAGUCGUGGAAUAUUUGAAGAUAAUGCAACUGAGUGCCAUAGCUGCAAGAGAUACAGUAUCUGUGGAGCGAGUGCAAGGCUCAAGUGUCUGGUUUUGAUCAAGUUUGUAGGGACCAGAUUGGUGCUGCAAAAUCAAAGUCUAAAUUGUGCUUUCUUGUUGUCAAUUGCACUAUAGUACAUCAAACACCAUACAGUACAUAGCAAAUGGACUAUGCUAAUUUUACUAUUUUGAGAGCCAUAAAGGGCUAUAAGAGAUGGGUACUUUAGUAGGCAAAUCAGUUCUUUAUUGCCAAAACUCAAUUAUAUUCAAGACAAAUUAACCAGAUGUACAGC